CCGGUCCACCCAAAACCACCCGUGGGCCGUUGACAUCUGUAUAUUUAGUAACCUCGUACCCGUAGCAACCUUUCGGACUAACAACUGAGAAGAUAGGUUAGUUUAGUGAUAGCGAUCAAGAUGGGGUGGAGGAUAGAGAAACGGCCAUUUUUGGUGUUCGUCCUGAUAAUGAUUCUUCACUGUGUGGCCAUUCUGUUCUUCACCAGUGGCUUUCUCCUCACUCGCACGGAGCUUCCACACUACAGCAAUUCCUCCGAUGUCUUAAACUCUCCUUGUAUUCCCCCUACCAAUUCCAACUCUUGGACCAAACCCGCCAUUGAUCGCCUCAUCAUCAUCGUUCUUGAUGCUCUCAGGUUUGAUUUCGUUGCUCCCAGUACUUUCUUCGAAGAGAAAAAACCAUGGAUGGACAAAUUACGGGUGUUACAUAAAUUGGCAUCUCAAGAAGGAUCAUCAGCAAGGAUUUUCAAAGCCAUUGCUGAUCCACCUACUACUAGUUUGCAACGUUUGAAGGGCUUGACAACUGGUGGACUUCCAACUUUUAUUGAUGUAGGGAAUAGCUUUGGCGCUUCAGCAAUUGUUGAAGACAACUUGUUAUAUCAGUUGGCUCAGAAUGGAAAGCGAGUAGUAAUGAUGGGGGAUGAUACCUGGUUGCAGUUGUUUCCUCACCAUUUUAAUGGGUCUUAUCCCUUUCCCUCCUUUAAUGUUAAAGAUCUUCAUACGGUGGACGACGGGUGUACCAAACACUUGCUUCCAUCCUUGUAUGAAGAAGAUUGGGAUGUCCUCAUAGCACAUUUUCUUGGUGUGGAUCAUGCUGGGCAUAUAUUUGGUGUUGAUUCCACUCCGAUGGUGGAAAAGUUGGAGCAGUACAAUGGAGUUUUAGAGAAAGUUAUUGAAGCGCUGGGGAGUCAGUCUGGAGCUGGUGGCUUGAAUGAGAACACUUUACUUCUCGUAAUGGGAGAUCAUGGGCAAACUAUAAAUGGUGAUCAUGGUGGAGGGAAUGCUGAAGAGGUUGAAACAUCUAUUUUUGCAAUGAGUUUGAAGAAACCUCCAUCUUCUGUACCGGAGGAACUUAAUACUUCAUCUUGUCGACUAGAUUUGGAUGGAAGAAAGGUGUGCAUUAGCUCCAUCCAACAGCUUGAUUUUGCUGUAACUGUCUCAGCACUGCUUGGUGUUCCCUUUCCUUUUGGAAGCAUUGGGCGCAUUCAUCCUGAACUGUAUGCUUUGGUUGCUGGUACAUGGAAUCUGGAAAGCUCCUAUGUGGGUAAUUGCCAAAAUCAAUUAAAUCUGGAAGAAUGGAUGCAAAAUUAUGUCAAUGUACUCUGCGUCAAUUCUUGGCAGGUGAAGAGAUACAUCGAUGUCUAUUCUGCUUCUUCAGUCAUUGGAUUUUCAAAUGAAGACUUGUUGCAUGUAUCACACAUUUAUUCUCAAGCAGAAGAGGAUCGGUCACGUAUCAAGAAGGAAUUUGUGCUAUAUGACAAUGAAAACUGUUAUACAUCAUUACCUUCUCUAAAGAGGCAAAUUGAUGCAUAUUUUAAAUUCUUAGAAAGUGUUGCUGAUCUAGCACGCUCCAAAUGGACUGAGUUCGAUUUAAAGAUGAUGGGCGCUGGUUUUUGCAUUAUGUUGACUUCACUUAUAAUCCAUUUUCUUGCCAUCAAGAAGGUGGACAAGCUAUUGGAAGCUUAUGUUCCUUCCCAUGGGCAUUCUAGAAUUUCCUUUUGGUCAUUUUUUGCUUAUAUUGUAGUAGCAAUGCGUGCAGUCAGCUUCCUUUCAAAUAGCUAUAUUUUGGAAGAAGGAAAAGUCGCAAGUUUUCUUUUGGCAACAUCUGGGAUGCUCAACGUACGCUAUUCAAUAAUGAAAAAGAAGAUGCUGUUGGAAGCAAUGGUGUUUGUUCUGUUAAUCUCCAUACUCAGAUUUACUAUUGAACUUGGGCUAUCAAAGCAGGCUGUCAGUACUGUUUUAUCGAACAUUUGUCCAUAUUGGAUGCUUGGGAUUGCCAAAGAUGGUUCUAUUUGGAUUUAUAUAGCUGAAAUUGUGCCAACACUAGCUCUGAUUCUAUUAGCAUACAUGCUGUACAAGAGCAUUGUUUGCAGCUCUUGUCGGGGGAUUUUGAAGUAUGUUAUCAUAGGAACCAUUUUUUGUUAUAUACUUAUAGCAGUAAACUGGGCUUUAGAAAGUAAUAUACUGAGCCUGUCUCUUGUGCUGGAAGGCGUUAAAAAAAAUUUCAUUCCUCGGAUAAUCUAUGGUAUUGGUUUUGCACAACUGUCAUCAUUGGCACUGGGUCAACUAAUUAGUGAAGCAAAAGAUUCAGAUUCCGAAGAACGUAUAGCUAUUAAAGCAGUGGCCAUGUUAUCUGCAUGGAGUUCAACGAUCAUAAUUGUCUCUGGAAAACAAGGCCCCUUGGUUGCUUUAGCAUCCAUAGCAGGAGGUUGGUGCAUAAUGAGGUUGGUGAGAAUGGAACAGGAUACCAAGAAUCCCAAUGUUGGAAUUUUAAACUUACUUUCUUUUCCUGUAACACAAUGGAGCCUUGGAGCUGUGUGUCUGUUUUUCUGCACUGGCCACUGGUGUGCUUUUGAUGGCCUUCGAUAUGCUGCUGCUUUUAUUGGGUUUGAUGAAUUCAUCAUCGUUCCCCAAGCUAUCCUUCUUACGAUUGAUACAUUUGGUUUUUCUCACAUCCUUCCAAUUUUUGGACUUCCAUUUCUUGUUGCUUGCCGAUAUCCAUUUAGUCGGUCCGAGCGAAUAAAAGGAUUCUAUGUCAUGCAAUUAUGUCAAGUGUAUUUGAUAUACGGACUCAUUAUGGCCACUACAGCUACAUUUACAAUUUUAUGUGUCACGAUUCAAAGGCGGCAUUUGAUGGUUUGGGGAUUAUUUGCUCCAAAAUUUGUUUUUGAUGUGGUGGGCCUUAUUUUAACAGACAUCCUAAUUUGUUUGGCAUCGCUGUACUAUUUUGGUAGACCCGAGGUUGAAUCACUGAAGUCUAUGAAUUCUAGCAAAUGAGUUGCGGAUUUGUGAAAUUUUGGUUAACAUAUUUGUAAAACUGUUUUAUGUUUCCAUGUUUUCAUUGGUGGCAUUGAUUUGUGCUUUAUUGUUUUUUGGCAUUUCCAAUUUCAAGUCUGGGCGUUCAUUUACAGUGAAAGCUUCAAUACUGAAGACCAUAUUUUUGAUGUGAUAAUGUGAUAUCUGAUAUCCCUUAUGUGACU
Molecule: messenger RNA, 3197 nt
Organism: Cornus florida
Lineage: Eukaryota; Viridiplantae; Streptophyta; Magnoliopsida; Cornales; Cornaceae
Product: GPI ethanolamine phosphate transferase 3
Exons: 20
Coding region: 121-2994 (957 amino acids)
Biological process (GO): GPI anchor biosynthetic process
Cellular component (GO): endoplasmic reticulum membrane
Molecular function (GO): mannose-ethanolamine phosphotransferase activity
Source: RefSeq, a predicted model, not a curated record